UAUGUCAAUAUUAAAGUUGUGUUUUUAAACACUUUUUUUACAUUUCUCGAUAGUUAAGAAAAUCGAUGUUGUUUACGUAAAGUUUAAUCAAUACUUGAGGAAUUCCUGGAAACUGAGAAUGCAUUUUAUUCACAAAUUCGAUAACAUAUCUAUCCGAACUGCGCAUUCUCCAUCGCGGUACAUUCUAAGUAGAUUAUUUACAUUUUGACACAAUCAUUCUUAAAAGUUUUCAACUGCAAAAUAAUCUUUAAAAAAUGGGUUUUGAUAUCCCAGGAUUUGCUUACGCAGCGGUCGUUGCAGCUGGAGGAGCCUUUGGUUAUUACAAAGCAGGGUCAGUCCCGUCUUUAGCCGCAGGAGUUAUUUUUGGAACUGUUUUAGCCUAUGGGGCUUGGCAAGUUAGUCAAAAUGCAAAUAAUUAUUCCGUACAACUUGCUGCAAGUUCAGUUCUUGCUGGGGUUAUGGGUUAUCGUUUUUAUAACACUGGAAAAGUAAUGCCAGCUGGUGUUAUUUGUGCUCUUUCUUUAGCUAUGGUCGCUCGAACUGCUCUUAAUGCUUCUGGAUUGGGACAAAGAAAAUUAUAAUCGAUUUAAAUGGUAGAUUUAAGUAUUAAAACGAGUAUCCCUUUGAUUCCUUUGUAGUCUUCCCUCUCUAUUAAUAUAAUAAUGCAAUAAUAACUGUGGA
Molecule: messenger RNA, 681 nt
Organism: Onthophagus taurus
Lineage: Eukaryota; Metazoa; Arthropoda; Insecta; Coleoptera; Scarabaeidae
Product: transmembrane protein 14C
Biological process (GO): regulation of heme biosynthetic process
Cellular component (GO): mitochondrial membrane
Source: RefSeq, a predicted model, not a curated record